AUGGCGGCCAAUCAGUCAGCGCGACAACAAAAACGGUCCCGGCCAAGCGAUGCCGCCGAGAAGCCUGCCCGGUCAAACGACGAGCGAUCCAAGAAGCGCCGAGUUUCCGGUGCCAGUGAGAACCAGAGCCCUCAAGCUACAAAACAAUCCAAAGCUGUGACAGUAUCCAGUGGUGAUGUCCAAGCAGAUGCUGAGGCCAAGCAAAAAGCCCCCGCGCCGUGGUCGUUCUCUCGCCCUAUCGGUGGCCGGUACACCAACUUGGACCCCAUCUUGACUGAGGACGAAACAUCUCUCUUGGUUGGACUCGACACAGCCGUCCAAGUAAUCGCCACUUCCACUUCUCGCAUCACACGUACAAUCCAAUUGGAGGCUGGUCAAACAAUUGUAGGACUUAGUGUCUGUCCUCAGGAUCACGAGAACCUCUAUGUGUUCACUUUGGCGGGAUCUAUCAGCAAGUGGAACUGGACCACCGGAAAACGAAUUGCGCGCUGGGAAACGACAUCUAAGACCAUCGCGACGAGUUUGGUUUCCAUCGGAAAGGAAGAGAGCAAAUCCACCUUGUGCUUCUCCAUCAACUCGUCCAAGGGUGGAAAGCGCCAGAUUUCAGUCAGCCCUCUUGGAGAUGAGAAAAUCCAAGGUACUACUAUUCUCGAGACAUCUCAGAGACUCAGCUUUAUUAAGGUGACCGGCAACGGUCGUGUGGUCCUUGCGAGUGAUGGAAGUCAUGUGUUCCUGGGAACCACGAAGGGUACAGAGCUUCAAACCCUUCAGAAUGUGCAGUACAACUGGCGCGAGGUCGUCCUUCCUGUUCAAGCAGCCAGCUUUGAUAUACAGGGCUCAGACUCGAUCGAUUUGGCCGUAGGAGCGACUACCGGCCCUAUCCUGGUCUACCAAAACAUUGUGGACACCCUCUUUGGCAAGGAUAGCAGUGACAAGAAGAUCGCGCCCAGGAAGCUGCACUGGCACCGAGACGCUUGUAACACUCUGCGUUGGUCCAAAGACGGAAAUUAUAUCAUCUCAGGUGGCAAUGAAUCUGUCAUGGUUCUCUGGCAAUUGGACACUGGUCGCAAAAACUUCCUCCCCCAUCUGUCUUCGCCCAUUUGCAACAUUGUCGUUUCAUCAAGCGGCAGCGCUUACGUUGUCAAGCUGGCUGACAACUCCAUCAUGGUUUUGUCAACAAGAGAAUUGCAGCCUAUCGCCUCAAUCACAGGACUGCAGCUGUCCCCAGACGCCGGGGCUUCUGUUGGUUCCUCAAAUGGGUCCAUUGUGGCAAAACUACACCCCCAGCAACCCGAGAGACUGAUUGUUUCCGUGCCAGCCUCUCACCAAUUCACCCAAAACCAGCACAGCUCUCAGCCUGCAAACGCGGCCGUGCUUCAGACAUAUGAUAUCCGUUCCAACUCCAGCAUCUCCCGCCAAGCUCUUGCGCGCACUAAUGCCACUACAUUGAACAUGGGUCCUGAAGGCACCCAUGUCUUUGCACCCGAUGUCAAGCACUUGGACAUAGUGCAUGACGCCAAGUGGCUAGCGACAGUCGAUUCCUGGGCACCACACGCCCAGGACGUGGGGGCUCUCGAUCGCAAGGCUGCUGCCACCCACCAGGAAGUCUUCUUGAAGUUCUGGAAGUGGGAUGCUUCGUCUGAUACAUGGGAAUUGGUCACACGUGUUGAUGGACCCCACUUCUCUGCCAACCACCAUUCCACCGUCCUCGGUCUGGCCUCCCGCCCAGGCGUCCAUGAGUUCGCCACACUGGGUGCGGACUCAACCCUCCGUUUCUGGUGCCCAACUGUCAAGCACCGCAGUGGUCUCAGAGCCAAGGAUCAACCCGAACAGCCCUUGAACACUUGGAAGUGCCGAGGCAUCGUCGACCUAAAGGGAUGUCUUGACACCGCGCAAGAUUCGCCCCUGAAGUCGGCUUGUAUGUCAUUCUCUGAGGACGGCUCCGUCCUGGCCGUUUGCCUACCCGCCACUUCGGCAGCAAAUGACGGCCUCGUUCUCCUUGUCAACGCUCGCGACUCCACCGUGCACUAUCGCCGAACAGGCGUCUUCCUUGGAAACCCUUGCUCCACAAGCUUCCUGGGAGGUCAAUUGAUCAUCGCGUCUACCCACUCCGUCGUUGCGUGGAACACAGUCGACGAUGUCGUCCGCACCAUCCAGUCUUCUGACUCCGUUGACUCGCAGGGCACUGGGAAUACCAUGAUUGCUGUGAACGCGCGAACCAACUCGCUCGCAAUCACUUAUGCCACAGCAAACAAGAAGAAGAACAAGGCUCGAUUUGAAAUCAAGAUUUACGAUGCCUCCACCUUCGAAGUCGUCUUCCAAGAAGCUCUCAAGAGCGCACCCGUUUCACUGCUCGCGGAUGCUUACUCAGGCGACUACGUUGUCCUUGAUACCGCCGCCACAGUGCAGCGCCUCGGUUGCCUGGACAAGGCAUCCCAGAAGAGCCAGAACAACCAGUCUCGUGAUGUGACUGGACAAAUCGACAGCGGGUUGUCGACUCUGUUCUCGCGGACGGAAAAGCCCGCUCAAGCCCAAAUUGAGGAUGUGGCCGAUUUCUCAGCCCAGACCAAGGGUCUGGCUGGCGUGUUUGGCGAGACUCCUUCUUUCUCUCUGCCUGCUAUUGGAGUCCUCUUCAGGAACGUGGUUCAAACCCUUGGUGCAAACUAA
Penicillium salamii is the source of this 2667-nucleotide messenger RNA. Lineage: Eukaryota; Fungi; Ascomycota; Eurotiomycetes; Eurotiales; Aspergillaceae. The record is from the annotation of a GenBank genome assembly.